Messenger RNA from Auanema sp. JU1783, 663 nucleotides. Lineage: Eukaryota; Metazoa; Nematoda; Chromadorea; Rhabditida; Rhabditidae. The record is from the annotation of a GenBank genome assembly.
AUGAGAGAACGAAUAGAAACCUACAGAGUGAGGCAGAUUAAACGCGGAGGAUUAUCUCCUAUGGAUACUCGCCAACUACCUUCCUAUUUCGGCUUAACAGAGAUACUGCUUCGAACCAUGGCGUUUUGCGAACCCCCCAUGUCGAGCAGAUCUAUCAGUUCAGAAUGCUUCGAGAUGAGGAAUGUCCAAGUUGCAUCACCAACUUCUAUUGAUAUAGAAAUGAUUGGGAAUGAAGGAAUGUACUAUGACAACGAGUUUACACCUGUGAUGGGUAAAUUCGGGGCUCCACAAUGCCGAUGCACACCUUCGCUGAUCUCUCUAAUUGGAAUAUGCAUUGGGAUGAUUAUUAUGACAGUUGGAAUAUGUUUACUAAUUUUUUUCACGCACGAGCAGUUGUUUAUACCACCAGGAAUUACACUGUCGUGCAUCGGUUUUUUGCUUCUCCUCAUCGGAACCGUUUUUUGGACAUCAGAAUUUAUGUGUGAUGAUUGCAUUACUAAGUGCUUCACGAAGAUUCAAGAAGCUCCCAUGCGGAAUGCAAUCAAACGAAGAGAAGAGCGACUUAGAUCUCAAGCCAGUGGUCGAGUUGAUAGCAGAAUUUCAUUGAAUUCACGGAUUUCGCGAGUUAGCGGGGCAACAGAUGCAACUCUUGUUCGAUAUUGA